GAGGGUGCUUAUCCCCGCUUCCUGAGCGACUAUCGCGAGGAGCGCGACGGGGCGGGCGAGAGUGUCUACCUGCACCUCUACGACUUGAAUGACACCUUUGCACACAUGAACUCAGUGUCUCUGGACUUGUUCGGCAUCGGCGGGGUCGUGCAUGUGGGUGUCGAGGUGCUGGGCAACGAGUGGUCCUUCGGCAUGCAGGGCGUCUCCAUCACUACGCCGAAGCAGAAUCAGUAUUACACCUUUCGGCAGACGGUCACCAUGGGCCGCUCGGGACUUCGGCGGAAAGAGGUCGAAGGCGUGAUCCUGGCGCUGAAGCGGCGCUGGUCAGGUGUUGACUACGACCUUUUGGAACGGAACUGUGGGCACUUCUGCAACGAGCUGUGCCAAGCGCUUGGUGUGGGACGCAUGCCGAACUGGGUCACCCGGGUGGCCGAGGCGAUGGCAUCAAUGCCCGGCUCCCACACACUGAAGAACUCCAUCUCACGAGCCAUCAUGGAAGAUGGUACGCCACGUCGGAUGGAUGAGGACGAGGCUCAAGAAGUUCGCUCCUUGUGCCAGUUCCGGCAAGGUGAACUUCGAAGCCAUGCCUUUCCGUCGUACCGGUGCCAGAUCAUCCUUGGCAGUCUUUUGGGCGAUGUUGGCUGCCAUUGGCCUAUGCUUCCAGCACCGCGGGCUUUCACUCCUCCAAGCGUGUCGGCUCGAAGGACAAGUUCGACUGCGCGAGCCGCAAAUGAAGGCGAGGAGACCGGCGUUCAGGGCCACCUUAGUGUAAAUCCUGUUCAUGAUGGAGUCAUGGCGUACACCGAGCGCUAUUGGGAGGAAAGUGCCGGUCCUUUCAACUUUGGUGUAUGCACCGGUGCGGAGGUUGCUGGAUGUGGAACUCCUGAUGCAUACUCUGGGCCAUAUCUUGAAGUAGAGAUCGGGAACACUCGAUGGGGCAUAGGUGCCUAUGGCGCAGUGGCCCACGAUGACGACUCAUGA
Molecule: messenger RNA, 981 nt
Organism: Symbiodinium sp. CCMP2592
Lineage: Eukaryota; Dinophyceae; Suessiales; Symbiodiniaceae
Source: the annotation of a GenBank genome assembly